This is a messenger RNA of Dromaius novaehollandiae (emu), 4962 nucleotides long. It is a transcript of the gene IQCH, whose product is annotated as IQ motif containing H. The record is from RefSeq and is a predicted model, not a curated record. Lineage: Eukaryota; Metazoa; Chordata; Aves; Casuariiformes; Dromaiidae. The transcript is spliced from 21 exons. Gene Ontology annotation, molecular function: protein binding. Bases 78 to 3371 code for a protein of 1097 amino acids.
CCCUCCCCCCGUGCGGAAGGUGGUGCGGCCCGGCCGGCGCGUCCCGUUGCUAGGGGCGCGGCGGGGCGGCGGCUGCCAUGGCCGGCGCGGGGGCAGCGGCGGCGGCGCCGCGGGAGGAGGCGGCAGCGGCCGCCGCGCUGGUGCAGGUCCAAAAAGACCUUCACAAGCUUAAAGAUAAAGUGAGAAAUGUCAGCUUGAAAGGAAAAAUAGAAGCUGUGGAUAUUAGCAACCUGGAAACAGCAAUUGAAAGAACUGAACUUGGACUGAGAAAACAUGCUGAAAAUUAUUUAAAUGCUAUAAACAGACAAGUGUUAACUAUUUCUUCUACUGAUAAAGGAGAACAUUCAAAACAGCUUCCUAAAUGGGAGCUUCCUUCUGGCGCUUCUCAGAAACGGCUUAUUUUGCCACGAGUACCUGUGGAACCCCUGACCAUCCAGGAAUGCAACAAAUCAGCACCACGUAUCUCUCAAGAUUCACAGCAGCAGCUGGAAAUGAAUGUGAAAAUUAUGCUUGACCCAGAGAACAUCAAUACUAAAGCUGUUUUCAAGCAGGACUGUGGGAUCAGGCUGCCACUUAUAACCAAGAAAAAACCUGCUCCAAUGUGUAAUCAGAAGAUAGUGAAGGGUUGUACAGUUAGCAACCUUUGGGUUUUGCCUGCCUCUCACCACAUGGAUUCUCCUUUACCCCUGUCAGAAGAUGAUAUAAAGAAAGGUAUUCUGAGCCUAACUGAAAGAAGGCUUAUCCCUCCAGCAGCAAAGAUAACCCUCCAGUCAUCUCCUGUUGUGUCUAAACCAGCUCCUCUCCAUGAAUUUCACAAACAGCACAGGAAGUCAGUUGCAGGAGAGAUUAGUAGAGUGGACCCUGAGAAUACAGCCAUUUUCACCUUUCCAAACUCAAAGGAAGUACUUGGUGACAGACGUUCCUCUAACAAAGAUUACACUGCACCAGCUCCAUCCAGCAACUCAGUGGUUUUGUCAAGGAAAUCACCACCGGUGUGGAGACAUCCAGCUCAGCGGCUGGAAUCUGAACUGCAGACUCCCUGUCAACCUCAGACCCCAAAAACGUCUCCAUGUCAGCUCUUACAGGAUCCAUGCUUUGAUUAUGAUAUUGCUGUUUGCAACGGCACUAUAGAUCGGGAAGACCCAGACUUUCUGGCCUUCAAGCAACAUUAUUGUUUAUCCUGGGGGAGCAUUGUCUUUUUCUUGGAACACACUGAGAAGCUUCUCAAGGACUAUGCUGUACCCGUGGCUACAAUAAACUGCAAGAAGUUGGCGGAAGUUGCAUCAGACUUUGAGCUUAAUGAGAAUCCCACCAAAAAUGACAUUCUCUCAGUGAUAAAGAAUCAGUCAGCUGUGAAAAAGAUCUUAAAUCAACCUGGCCAAAGAUACAAAGGCCAAGGUGGUAUUGAAAUGGCUGCUACAAAGAUCCAAGCAAUGUGGCGCUGUUAUUGGGCCAGAAAAGCCUAUGUCCAUUUCAGGCAGCAGCAGUGGGCAUCAGGUGUGAUUGCCAUUUCUUGGCUCUUGCAUAAUCACAUGGCACGUGUGAAAAAGACCCUGCAGGAAUCACGUCAGAGACACCUGGAGAAUUUUUACAUCAGGGCCAAGCAUCUGGCAGCCAACUGGAAUCGCAUCAGGACCUCCAGGAGGACUAUUAUCCAUAUCCCAUCAUUAGGGUAUUCCCAGUGCAUCCGUGAGCAUAUUCCUGAUCUUGCUCUUCAGCAGAAUUUGCAGAUGGGAAGGCUGUGCGACAUACUGGAUGCCAACGUGGACGUCAUCUACAUCUGCCCCCUUCAUCUGAGUGAGGAGUUACUGCAGUAUUACAAUAAACUCCUGGGUCUGCAGGCAGCUGUUAGAUCUGGGAACCCUGAGGACAUGGGUGACCUGCAGGACAGGUUCAAAAUUCUCACCCCUGAAGCUAUAAACAGCUUCCCUAGCCAUCACAUGUGCCUAGCCACGCAGCUGAAGUACAGUCCCAAGACGAUCAGAAAAAUAAAAAUUCUUAUCCAGAGCCGAGAUGCCUACAUUAUCGGAGGGGUACCCCACAAAGAUGACUUAGCAGUGGCUGACAUGUUAAACGUGCCUAUAUUAGGCUCAGUGCCAGAAGUGGCUCAUCUCUACAGUACCAAGUCUGGAAGUAAACGCAUCUUUGCCAGCGCUUGUGUGCCGACCCCUCCUGGAGAGUCCGACAUCUACAGCAAUGAACAGAUGAUUAAUAUUCUCAGUCAGCUGAUCAUCGACAACAUGGAAGUGCGGCGCUGGUUGUUCAAAGUGAACGAUGAAUCUGGAGGAAACGGCACUGCCUACUGUGACAUUAUCUUGCAUUUGAAAUGCUACCCCUGGCUUAAGAAGGAGCGGCAGAGAUACAGCCCGGAGAUAUGGAGUAGUAAGUGGGCCCAUGAGCCAGCUUUGGUGAAGAUCUCCCAGGAGCUGCCGGGCCUUUUAGCACAGCACGUACAGCCAGUCAAUGAGAAACGAUUCCCUACAUGGGAAAAAUUCCUCCAAACAUUUCUUAGUCAAGGUGGUGUGAUAGAAGCCUUCCCACUCUCCGAAAAUGUCACAAACCUUACAGUGGAUAUGCUGAUAGAGCCAACAGGAAAGAUAAAAAUAGUGUCAUCUGGAGACCAGCUCCAUGCUGACGGUCCUUUGCGAUCAUCUGGCACUACCAUUCCACAAUGUUCUGUUGAUCCAGCAGUUCUCAAUUCACUGUGCUUAAAAAUUGGAGAGACCUGUAAAUCUAAAGGAGUGCUUGGUUACUUUUCAGUUGACUUUGUGACUUUCAUCCAUCCACGAUCAAUGGAGCAGCAGGUGUGGGCAACAGACCUUGACCUUUGCUAUAGUGACCAGCUGGCCUUGACUCAGCUCAUGUUGUAUGUGACAGAUGGAAAUCUGGAUUGUGGCUCUAGCCUCUUUGAAGUAUCACUUGGUUCAAAGAAAAUGAAAAGCCAACAUAUUCAGCAUGAAGAGGCACAAACUCUUUCUCCAGUAAGCAACCGCUGUGCAGUAGCAAGCAGUCAGCUGAGGCACUCCAACCUCUCAGUAAUCUACUACAGUGUUCUCCUCCAGAUGUGUAAAGCUCAUGGUGUUGGAUAUGACCUCCAGGAAAAACAGGGAACAGUUUUUAUACUGUAUGAAGAUCAGAAGCGAUACAGAUUGGGAAUGUUAACAAUCGGAGAGGAUCUCCAGGGGGUCCUCAUGACCUUUGCUCGCAAUCUCUUCAUCAUCCAUCAAGAAAUAUCAGCACCUAAUAUGCAAGGCGAGACCAAUUUUAAGAUGGCAAUUCAAGAUAUUGAAGCAAUUCUAGGAAUUACAGCAGAAAACAAACUGAAAUCGGAAGAAGAGCAACCUUCUGAAGCAGAUGCUCUGAAAGAAUAGUUAACAGAAAACGUUUAAGUGCCAUAUUCUUUAUGCUUCUGGAAACGAACUCUCAUCUGUAAAAACAGGUUUGGUUUUCCUUUGUACUGUGAAUUAAUAUUAACUGAGACAGUAUAUUUCAAUGAUAUUUGCGUUUAAUGUUUAAUAGAAUAUCCCUUAUUUCACAAAAAGAAACUGGUGAAAAGCAGAGGAUCACAGUAAAUGUCCCUGAUAUUCAUAUUGUGAAACCUGAAGUACAAUAUCUGUUUUAAAAGUCUAAUUAAUAGAAUCAUAGCCUCUAAGACAGAGGAGACAAUCUACUCUGACCUGCAAAGCAUAGACCUUAUGAUUUUACCACGUGAUUCCUCCAUCAAGCCUGUAACAUAAAACUGAGCUUGUCAUAUUUACAUAAAGAUAGGUGACAAACAAGCCACUACAUUCCUAGUUAAUUCUCCCAUUGGUUAAUUAUCUUUACUGUUAAAGCAGUGCCUUAAACAUAGUCUGCAUUUGUUUACCUUCAACUUCCAGCAAUUGGAUCUUGUUAUGCUUUUGUCUGAGAAACUGAAGAAUUGGUUACUACAAAAUAACCCCUCUCUGUGGGAUAAAUCUUUCUGUUCCUCGAGGCAAAACUCCUGAGUCAGUUUUGGUUUGUUAACGUCCCUCUAGAAGUGUUGCUUCCAAACUUGAUAAAGUAUUCCAAUGAUUUUCUCACUGAUGUACUAGACAAUGAAAAUGCCACUUUCAUCUGUUUUUUAUGGCCUUGCAUAUACGUAGAGGGAUCACGCUGUCUUGUCACUAAAUCAUACUAGCAGAUCAUACUCAAUUGAAAAGGAUCCUGUGAUCCCAAACUCCCUUUCAAGCCUAUCCUCUUCUUUCCAACCUAGGAGUAUGUCCAGUAUUCUUGUUUCUAUAAAUAACACACUUACACGUGAUUGUAUCAGUGAGCCCAGCAAUCCAGACUCCUCUUUAGAACAGAUCGUCCUUUUUGUUAUCAUUCUGCUAUUUCUCGUUAUCUACAGACAGUUAUUUUAUGUUCACUUCCAAAUUAAUGAAAAUAACAUGAAUAGGAUUGCUUCAACAAUAGAUUCUGAGAAGAGCAUUAGAAUCAUACUGGUAUGUUGUGUUCCAGUAUACCAUGAUUUUGGGGGAUAUAUAUUUCCAUCAAAUAUAUUCUGUAUCUCAGGUAUAGCUGACUUUCUUUUACAGGAAUUGCUGUGUGCUGUUACAGUAGAGUCUUACGUCUGUUAUAUUUGUACAAUUAUCUUUAUCCAUCAAAUCUGUCAUCUCAUCCAAAAAUAUAACACAUUCUAAAUUGUACUGUAGAAGAGCUUACCUUUCUCCAUUGGCUGUAUAUAAUUGUCCAGAGUAUGGUAAGUAUCUUAAAGCUUACUUCCCAAAAAGCUCAAGCAAAAUCAGUUUUAAGACAAGUAAUGAACGUGACCAAGCAGUUACAGCAGAUCUGUGCCCUGCUUUUCUGAUGCCUGUGUCUUUGAUCUAUUAGCUUCGUAAGUAAUCUUUUGUGUUAGCCUUUUUUUUCUACUUUGGUUGCAGAGGUAAUUCAUUACAGAUGAGAAUGUUUACAUAAAUGCCAAUCUAUUCUUCAAAUAAAAAU